Molecule: messenger RNA, 4039 nt
Organism: Pocillopora verrucosa
Lineage: Eukaryota; Metazoa; Cnidaria; Anthozoa; Scleractinia; Pocilloporidae
Source: RefSeq, a predicted model, not a curated record
UAACACAGUGAGUAACAAUGUCAACCGCAUCAAUGGAAAAGAUUUUAGAAUAUUUGGAUCCAAAAGCUUUCAACAAAGUUCACUAUGUGGCAGUGGUUUUUUGGAUUCUGAUCAGUGUCAUCUUCCUCGCCAUAUUCGUCGACAUGGAAAACAACGAGUCCAGGUUUGAUUUUCGCUGUGGCGGAGCGAAGAGUGAAAACGUCGACAUCGUCCGUGGAAAAUGUUACGAGAAAUAUAUGAAUCAGUACAACAAAUACGGUUUUCCUAUCUUUGGCUUCGUAAUCCUCAAUCUAGUCCUUAUUGCAUUUGUAUGUGCUAUUUACUCUAAAAUAGGGAGCGCCAAAGUCGAUCAACUGUCGCGAGGCAUCCGUAACGAUGAUCAAGAGAGACAGCUGCUUGACCAGGAGACUGCGUCAUCAACUGGAAACAGGCUCUUUUUCGCUUACUGCUGUCAACUAUUGUUAAGAAUUGUUUUAGGAGUAAUUUUCAUCAUCCUACAAACUCAGUUGCUUUAUCCUUUAAAGUUUUACUCUAAGUUUAACUGUUAUUUAACCGAUGGAACCACUCAGCCAAGGAAUUUAUCCGACAACGCCCAAAACUCUACUUUACACGACUGUCACAAUCAACGAGCGGAAAAGAAAACCUUCUGGAUGUACGCUGUCCUUGUGAUGAAUGGAAUUCAUGUCGCUGGCAUACUGGUUGAAACCGUCUACCUUAUUUCGCGGGCAUGCAUUGAAAGGGGUUUCAUGCAAGACUCAAAGUUUCUAAAAACCCAUCUAAGACUCAACCAACACCAAAAACGAAAGUUUAAAAAAUUCAUCAAACGCACAAAGAAUAUAAUUUUUCAAGACACCCAAGAACUAUUAGCACUCCAAUCACCUUUUACAGGUAAUCCAGGCGAAAACACAAUAGUAAAACAUUGGACUUUGGAUCAAAUUUACACAAAUCUUGUUGUGAUUCCGAACAGAGCUACGUAUGUCUUUACUGAGAACAGAGAGGAACAACUCAAAAUUUAUCCAAUGUCGCGCGGGGAAAACUCACAACCGAAAAGCUUGGAAGACCUCCUAAAUGUUGAAAAUAAGAAAGUGUUAAUCGUCGGUCGAGCCGGAAUCGGCAAGACAUUAUGUUGUACCAAACUUCUCAGAGACUGGGCGUCACCUGAAGCCAAAAUCCCUUUUGAUGCCGCUUUCUUCGUGAAAUUCAGAAGAUUCAAAUCGGAGAACAACCUUAGCCUCAGGGAACUGUUGAUUAACUCCGAGCAUUUCCCAACAAAUCACCUAGAUGACGAGGUCUGGAAUCACUUGAUUGAGAACCCUGAAGGUGUACUCAUACUUUUUGACGGAUUCGACGAAUUUAAACUUAACGCAAACAUGGACCGAGAACCUCCUCAUCCCAAGUGCAUUGAAGAGAAAAAGCCGCUCCAAAUCCUUUACCAGUGGCUUGUGACCGGGAAACUCCUAAAAGAUGCCUCAAUUUUGACAACCACGAGACCUUCGGCUUUGUCGAGCAUCAAACACCUUAAGUUUGACAAAACGUUCGAAAUUCUAGGAUUUUCAUCGGAACAAGUUAAAGAAUAUGUCUACAAAUUGGCCGGAGAUGAAAAGAGCGAAAAACUAUUGCGACACAUCAGCAGCAACAUGAAUUUGCUCACGCUAUGUUAUGUGCCGGUCAACAGCUUCAUCAUUUGCACAAGUCUGUUACAAAUAAUGGAGUCCGAAAGUUCCGAUGACGUUACCCUUCCUGCCAAAUUAACAUCGAUAUACAAGAUUGCAGUGCAGGUGUUUUAUUUUAAACAUACAAGAGAAUUGUGCCAUAAUCCGUUUCCAGUCGGACAUAAUUUGCCCACCCAAGUGCUGGAGAUAUUCAAAAAACUAGGAAGAGUAGCGUUUGAAGGAAUCAAAAACGGAGAGCUGAUCCUUGGAGGAAGCGAAGUAAGCGGAAUGGAAGAUAGCGCUCUUUUCCACCGCUUACCCGACCGUAAAACGGACCCACUUAAUCGUGAACCACAAUUCUGUUUCAUUCAUUUGACAAUGCAAGAGUUUUUCGCUGCGAGGCACCUAGCAAACAACAUGAGUGACACAGAAUUAAAAAGCUUUGUUUCCGAGAACAUCAAGAACGGCAAAUGGCAGCUGGUUUUUCAGUUUCUAGCAGGAUUAAUGGAGGAUAAAAUUCAUCUAUCAAACGAAAUUAUUACUAACCUUCUUCCUGUGAAAACUGAAGAAAAAAGCUACACCGAACAGUGGACAGAUAAAGAAGAAAAAAGGACAGUGACCUGCUGGCCAACUAGCGGCGAAAAAGAUUUAGCAAUGACAUUAAUAAAAUGUUUAAACGAAAAUAGUAGAAUGAAGUUAGAAGCACAGGAAAAAAUUCAACAAUUGAACUUUAAUUUUGUAAAUUUUAAUCGUUGUCACCUCACAGCUGUUGAUUGCUCUUCGUUAGUAAAUGUAAUUAAUGUUCCACAAAUUUCACAUUUAAAUUUGAGUUACAAUAACAUUGAUUCCUUAGGUUGCUUUGAAAUUUGUAAAUUGUUAAAAUAUAGGGAAUCUCAACUGAGCUGGUUAAACCUCACAAGAAAUCAAUUGACAGAAAAAGCAGCAAAGUAUUUAGCUGAAGCCAUCAACAACAACAACUGUCAGCUACGCACGUUAAACCUCACAGAAAAUAACAUCUCAGACAUUGGAGCACAGCACUUGGCUGACGCCAUCAACAACAACAACUGUCAGCUACGCACGUUAGACCUCACAAGAAAUAACAUCUCAGACAUUGGAGCACAGCACUUGGCUGAAGCCAUCAACAACAACAACUGUCAGCUACACACGUUAAACCUCACAGACAAUAACAUCUCAGACAUUGGAGCACAGCACUUGGCUGAAGCCAUCAACAACAACAACUGUCAGCUACGCACGUUAGACCUCUCAUUAAAUAACAUCUCACACAUUGGAGCACAGCACUUGGCUGAAGCCAUCAACAACAACAACUGUCAGCUACGCACGUUAAACCUCACAGAAAAUAACAUCUCACACAUUGGAGCACAGCACUUGGCUGAAGCCAUCAACAACAACAACUGUCAGCUACGCACGUUAAACCUCUCACACAAUAAAAUCACAGAAAAAGUUAAGCAACAUGCACUCAAUUUACUUCGCAAUAACCAGUCGAAGUGUAAGCUAUUUUUUUAGGGUUCACCAAUUCCAAUUUAAAACUAAAACUAAAUUAUUUGAACCACUUACUAUUCAAAAUAUCCGUGAGGUAACCAGCUCAGUGACAACUAAACCCAAUGACUCAAAACAAAAACGUGAAUGAGAGAAAACUAACUCUGCACAAAGCAGCGAGAUUAUUUGAACCGGAUCGAAAUGAAGAAAAAUGAACCAAUGAAGAUGUUUAUUGAGAACAAAGGAUGUCAAACUAUUUUUCUUGUAUAAACGAACCAAUAACAUUGAAGUAAAAACACAAAGCUUACUGCAGAGAGAACAAUCAAACCUCGGACCUCUUAGGAAACUUCGUCAAUUUAUGAUUGGUGAGUUUUGAUCCUAAAUUCUCUCCAUGCUUAUGUAUGUUUUGAUUGCAUGAAGUGUAACUGGAGAUUUUAAGCGGAGCAGAUGAGUGUAUCUACUACAGAUUGCUUGAUGGAUUACAGUUUUUUUUUUCAUUGGUCGUGUUUUCAAUAGUUUUUUUUUUGGUUGAAGCGAACCGGUUCAAGUAGUUUCACACUUCUGGCAAAAUAUCGAAAAAAGAAUUAUAACGAAAUUUUAAUCAAAUCGUCGCGCUUUCAAAGACAGAAGGCCUUUUUGUAGGUUAUUUCUGUAAGAUUAUAUCACAUUCAAACAAUUUGGUUUAGAGAGGUUUCUGCACUUCUUUUGAAUAUCAAUAUAAUUUUUGUACAUACCUAUGGGCUGUUAUUCGUUUGAUAUCAUAAAUUAUUGUAGAAUUGAUGUUCAAAAUCUGAAGAUGAGCCAUCAGACUUGAACAUUUAAUAUUUUAAUUUACCAGUUAUUGUUAAUAGAGCGAAACCUCUCAAAUUUAUCAUUGUAGAAUAAACUUU